Molecule: messenger RNA, 513 nt
Organism: Suncus etruscus (white-toothed pygmy shrew)
Lineage: Eukaryota; Metazoa; Chordata; Mammalia; Eulipotyphla; Soricidae
Product: heat shock cognate 71 kDa protein-like
Biological process (GO): protein refolding; vesicle-mediated transport; cellular response to unfolded protein
Cellular component (GO): cytoplasm; nucleus; plasma membrane
Molecular function (GO): ATP hydrolysis activity; misfolded protein binding; ATP binding
Source: RefSeq, a predicted model, not a curated record
AUGGGGAAUGUGCUGACCUUUGAGCUGGGAGGUGGCACUUUUGAUGUGUCAAGCCUAACAACUGAAGAUGGUAACUUGGAAAUCAAGUCAACUGCUGGAGACACCCACUUAAGAGGAGAAGAUUUUGAAAACCGAAUGGUCAACCAUUUUACGGCCGAGUUCAAGCGAAAGCAUAAGAAGAACAUCAGUGAGAACAAGCGUGCUGUGUGCCGUCUUCGCACUGCGUGUGAGCGAGCUAAGCGCACCCUGUCUUCCAUCACCCAGGCCAGUACUGAGAGUGAUUCACUCUAUGAAGAAAUUGACUUUGCACGGUUUGAAGAAUUGCAUGCUGAUCUAUUCCGGGGCACCCUGGGCCCUGUAGAGAAAGCCCUAGGGGACGCCAAGCUGGACAAGUCCCAGAUCCAUGACAUUGUCCUAGUGGGCGGCUCUACUCAUAUUCCCAAGAUUCAGAAACUGCUACAGGACUUCUUCAAUGGAAAAGAACUUAAUAAGAGCAUUAACGCUGGGAGCUGA